This is a messenger RNA of Penicillium manginii, 5076 nucleotides long. RefSeq lists its product as uncharacterized. NCBI's taxonomy places the organism in Eukaryota, Fungi, Ascomycota, Eurotiomycetes, Eurotiales, Aspergillaceae. The coding region runs from base 1 to 5076 and encodes 1691 amino acids. The record is from RefSeq and is a predicted model, not a curated record. Gene Ontology annotation, molecular function: catalytic activity. The transcript has 2 exons.
AUGUCGGGACGGGCCGCGAUGCGAACCCCUGAACCCCCUGACCGCGACGAUCACGAAGAUCCACCACCGCGACUGUUGAGACCGAAACGCACUACCAGACCACCAAGCAACUAUGCGCAAGAGCAGGAGAAAUGUACUGAGCAGAGAGAGACGCGCUCUCAGCAGAGCAAGAGAACCCAAGACAAACCAGUAGCCCAACAUGACGCGGUAGCUUCGGACGACUCGACAGAGAGCGAGGACCUGAACACCGCCAAACUUGUGAAGGAGCUUGUCAAACUCAGGAGAGAGAUCAGACAGCGAGAUGAUUUGCAUAGAGAAGAGAUCCAGAAAGUUCAAGAAGAAUUUCAGAAAGAAUUUCAGAAAGUCAAGGAAGAAUUUGGUGCCGCACUCGCAGAAGUUCGACACGAGUUACGGAUCCUGACUGACAGACCCCCGACACCGCAAUCGCACUGCGAAUCAUGCUCACAGAACAGCCACGAUGAGAUCCUCCGCGAAAUUCAUUCCCUGCGCGAUGCCAUCAGCACUGCCGUUCCCACUGGCUCCCCGUCCUAUGCGGAUGUUGCCCGUACCCCGCCAACCAGUCAACCGAGCAACAUACGAACUCUCUCAUCGUCGAACACGACACCGACCACCCUCACUGACACGUUAUAUUGCACGAUAGAUACCUCGAAGAUGGCAGACAAUGAAAACGAGAGAAUGUCCGCAGGCCGAGUCAGGGUGGCGGUUGAGACAGAGAUCCGGGCGCUGGAAGGCCACAUGCACUGGCGCUGUCGCGCUGUCACUGUGGACCCGAAAAACACUAACCGGAUCAGGGUAGCUUGCCGAGACGAAGCUGAGCAUCAGCUAGUCAAAAAGGCGGCGGAAGCAAAGAUCGGCACAGGAGCCCGGGUGCUUCGUGACGAACUGUACCCGAUCAAAGUUGACAGUGUCAACAAGGCCGCAGUCCUAGAUGACAAAGAUGAGAUCCGAGCCGGUGUCGCGGCAGCCUUUAGCGAGGAGAACGAAGCUACCGUGGCCAAGAUCGCAUGGCUCAGCAGGAAAGAAAGUGCAAAGGCGUAUGGGUCAAUGGUUGUGUACCUAACCAAAGGCUCUGACGUACGGAGGCUCCUGGCCGAAGGGUUCUUCCACGCUGGGGGAGAAUCUGGCGUGACCAGCGCCUUUGAAUAUCGACCACGUCCGAUGCAAUGCUACAACUACCAGGAGAUUGGCCACAAGGCCUUCCAGUGCAGGAACGUCCAGAGUGCGUUCCAUGCGGAGGCCCACAUGAAUCAUACAGCAAAAAUUGCCAGAAGCUCUAUCCGUCACGUCAUGAAUAAAACACUCCGAAUAAUCCAACUGAAUGUGAGGAAACAGGGAGCAGUGCAUGAUAGUUUAAUGAACGACGAAGAAACUCAGGGGGCAGUGGCACUGGCGAUUCAGGAACCCCAAGCGAGAAGAAUUCAAGGCCGGCUGUUGACAACCCCGAUGGGACAUCACAAAUGGACCAAGAUGGUUCCCUCUACCUGGAGGGAGGGCCGAUGGGCGAUCCGAAGUAUGCUUUGGAUCAAUAAGGAAGUGGAAGCGGAGCAAGUGCCGAUCGAGUCGCCGGAUCUGACGGCGGCGGUCAUCCGCCUCCCCGAGCGACUGAUUUUUAUGGCAUCGGUUUACGUAGAGGGAGGGGAUGCCUCGGCGUUGGACGACGCAUGCGAUCACCUUAGAAAAGCAAUCACAAAGGUACAGCGAGAUUCAGGGACUGUGGUGGAGGUCAUGGUUGUAGGGGACUUCAACCGCCAUGAUCAACUCUGGGGAGGAGACGACGUGUCUUUGACAAGACAAGGAGAGGCGGAUCCAAUCAUCGACAUCAUGAACGAAUUUUCUCUGAGUAGCCUACUCAAACGAGGCACGAAGACAUGGCACGGCGGAGGGCAGACUGGGGACUGUGAGUCCACGAUCGACCUCGUUCUGGCCUCGGAAAACUUGACGGACUCGAUGGUCAAGUGUGCAAUACACGUAACAGAGCAUGGCUCGGACCACUGCGCCAUUGAGACUGUUUUCGAUGCGCCGUGGCCGACCCCACAGCAUACGGAACGACUUCUGCUGAAGAACGCACCAUGGAAGGAAAUCAAUACCAGGAUCGCGACUACCCUAGCCAGCAAUCCGUCGGAAGGGACGGUACAGCGAAAGACCGACCGACUCAUGUCAGCGGUAUUGGAAGCGGUGUAUACUUUAACACCGAGGGCCAAACCGUCGCCACACGCAAAGCGAUGGUGGACGGCAGACCUAACACAGCUCCGUCAGAUAUACACAUAUUGGAGAAACCACGCCCGCUCGGAGCGACGAGCAGGGCGAAAGGUACCACACCUGGAAAGUAUGGCCGCGAGUGCGGCGAAACAAUACCACGAUGCUAUUCGCGAACAAAAGAAGAAACACUGGAAUGAGUUUCUGGCGGACAACAAUAAUAUAUGGAAAGCCGCGAAAUACCUGAAGUCGGGAGACGACGCAGCAUUCGGGAAGCUCCCGCAGCUCCUCAGGGCAGAUGGAACCACUACCACUGACCACAAGGAGCAAGCAGAAGAACUACUGACCAAAUUUUUCCCGCCCCUGCCAGACAGAAUUGAUGAUGAAGGAGCCAGGCCGCAGAGAGCGCCGGUAGAGAUGCCGGCCAUCACCAUGGAAGAGGUCGAACGGCAGUUGUUGGCCGCAAAAUCUUGGAAAGCGCCGGGCGAGGACGGUCUACCGGUGAUAGUGUGGAAGAUGACGUGGCCUGCGGUCAAAAACCGGGUCCUAGAACUAUUCCAGGCAUCGCUGGACGAAGGCACGUUACCGAGGCAAUGGAGACAUGCGAAGAUCAUACCGCUAAAGAAACCGAACAAAGAGAACUAUACUAUUGCGAAGGCUUGGAGGCCGAUCUCACUCCUGGCGACACUGGGGAAGGUACUGGAAUCAAUCAUCGCAGAAAGGAUCUCACACGCGGUGGAGACAUAUGGCCUGCUUCCGACUAGUCACUUUGGGGCCCGAAAGCAGCGAUCCGCGGAGCAAGCACUUUUACUCUUACAAGAGCAAAUCUACGCGGCGUGGCGUGGCCGACGGGUCCUAAGUUUGAUCAGCUUCGACGUCAAGGGGGCCUACAAUGGGGUUUGCAAAGAACGACUGCUCCAGAGGAUGAAAGCGCGAGGGAUACCGGAGGUCCUGCUCCGGUGGGUCGAAGCGUUCUGCUCGGAGCGAACGGCGACCAUCCAGAUCAAUGGCCAAGCAUCUGAGGCGCGAAGCCUCCCACAGGCUGGUCUGCCUCAGGGUUCUCCACUGUCCCCGAUCCUCUUCCUCUUUUUCAACGCAGAUCUCGUACAGCGACAGAUCGAUGGCCAAGGAGGAGCGAUUGCCUUCGUGGAUGACUUCACCGCGUGGGUGACUGGACCGACUGCGCAGAGCAACCGGAAUGGUAUUGAAGCGAUCGUCAAUGAAGCACUCGACUGGGAAAAGAGAAGUGGAGCGACCUUUGAAGCAGAGAAAACUGCCAUUAUACACUUCGCCUCCAAGGCCCGCAAGUCAGACUCGGAGCCAUUCACCAUUAAGGGGGAGACCGUUGAACCUAAAGACUAUGUUAAGAUUCUUGGCGUCAUAAUGGAUACAAGACUCAAAUACAAGGAACAUAUCGCGAGAGCGGCGUCCAAAGGCCUGGAAGCAGCGAUGGAGCUGCGACGGCUUCGUGGCCUAUCCCCAGCAACAGCGCGGCAAUUAUUUACGUCGACUGUGGCCCCGGUGGUGGACUAUGCCUCCAAUGUCUGGAUGCACGCUUUCAAGAACAAGAAUAUCGGGCCGAUCAACCGGAUUCAACGAGUCGGAGCGCAAGCGAUUGUUGGGACAUUCCUCACAGUCGCGAUCAGCGUAGCGGAAGCGGAGGCUCACAUCGCCACAGUGCAACACCGGGUCUGGAAACGAGCUGUGAAGAUGUGGACAGACAUGCAUACCCUACCAGCAACCAAUCCGCUCCGCAGGAGUACAGCUCAGAUCAAAAAAUUCAGAAGAUACCACCGUUCACCAUUAUAUCAUGUUGCAGACGCGCUGAAAAGAACCGAGAUGGAAUCACUGGAAACCAUCAAUCCAUUCACCUUGGCACCAUGGGAGGAGCGUGUGCAGAGCGAUAGUCAUGAAACCCCAGAGACACAGACCGAAGCAGGUGGAGUCAUGCGGAUCGCGGUCAGUAGUUCAGCACGGAACGAUCUGGUUGGAUUUGGAGUGGCGAUCGAGAAGCGGCCACCUCGUUAUCGAAAACCGAGGCUGAAGACCUUCUCUGUCACACUGGGCGCAAGAGCAGAGCAAAACCCAUACUCCGGCGAAUUGGCAGCAAUGGCAUACGCACUGGGCACGCUACAGGGACUGAAACGGUGCAGGGUCAUGCUACUCACGAGCAACAAAGCGGCGACUCUCACGCUGAGGAAUCCUCGACAACAGUCGGGCCAGGAACACAUCUACCAAGCAUACAAGCUGAUCAAGAGACUACGGAAGCAUGAGAACCACAUCAACAUCUGUUGGGUCCCGACCAGCGAAGAUAAUCACCUGCUAGGCCUAGCAAAAGAGCAGGCUCGGACCGCAACCCAAGAGGAUUCUACCCCGCAGGCACAGGUCCCCCGGAUGAAGUCGACAACACUGAACAUCUCACGAUCCCAAGCAGUCCCCAAAAAUUGUCUACCAGAGAAUAUAGGGAAACACUCCAAGCGAGUGGAUGCAGCACUUCCAGGGAAACACGCCCGACAGCUAUAUGAUCGAUUGUCUUGGAAAGAAGCAAGCGUGCUAGCCCAGCUCCGGACUGGUAUGGCGAGACUUAAUGGAUACCUCUAUCGCAUCAACGUUGCAGAGACGGACCAAUGCGCAUGUGGACAAGCCAGAGAGACUGUGGAGCACUUCCUCUUCCGAUGUCAGCGGUGGACCACGCACCGGACGGAAAUGCUGCAAUGUACCCAUACUCACCGAGGCAACAUAUCCUUUUUCCUAGGCGGGAAAUCGCCUUUGGAUGACCAGAACUGGAAGCCGAAUUUGGAAGCAGUGCGAGCCACAAUACGGUUUGCAAUCACCACGGGCCGACUUGACGCCACUUAA